Psilocybe cubensis is the source of this 1032-nucleotide messenger RNA. RefSeq lists its product as uncharacterized. The record is from RefSeq and is a predicted model, not a curated record. Gene Ontology annotation, molecular function: metal ion binding; nucleic acid binding; single-stranded DNA endonuclease activity. The transcript is spliced from 8 exons. Gene Ontology annotation, biological process: apoptotic DNA fragmentation. Bases 1 to 1032 code for a protein of 343 amino acids. Gene Ontology annotation, cellular component: mitochondrial inner membrane; nucleus. NCBI's taxonomy places the organism in Eukaryota, Fungi, Basidiomycota, Agaricomycetes, Agaricales, Agrocybaceae.
AUGCCCAGCGCCGUCAUAGUUCAUGCUGCGGUAUUCACAGCAGGUGUUGUCCUGGGUGGAGGCAUCGCUGCAGCCGUUUCCAGCAAAACUGCCCCACCUCCACCUCCGCCACCUCCGUCUCCACCAGCCCGUAUUACCCCGCCUCCCAUAGUCGGAUUAGACGCAGCUGGAAAGACGUCGAUAUCAAAGGAAUUGUCGGUUGAGUCAAAUCUUCCUGUGCAGUUGAAAUACGGAAACCCAGGACCUGUAUCCGACGUAUUAAUCCGCAAAGCCUAUGUCGCAGGGUACGACAGACGUCUGCGUCACCCAGCCUGGACCGCCGAACACCUUACGCGUGCUUCUUUGAACAAACCUGACGGGGAACCUUCCGGAGACCGACAGAAUUCCAAGUUCAUCGAAGACGAGUCUAUCCCUUCCAUGUUCCGAGCGCGCCUACAGGACUACUUUAGAAGUGGAUAUGAUCGCGGCCACAUGGUUCCUGCAGCCGAUGCUAAAUCAUCUCAAGCGGCUAUGGAUGAGACUUUUUUACUUUCCAACAUGGCACCGCAAGUUGGAGAUGGAUUUAAUAGGCAUUACUGGGCAUAUCUCGAAGACUGGUGCCGACGACUUACCGGUAGCUUCCAGGAUGUGUACAUUUUCACCGUACCUUUAUAUCUUCCCCGACAAGAGGCGGACGGAAAAUGGCGAGUGACGCAUGAAGUUAUCGGCUCUCCCCCUAAUGUCGCGGUCCCUACUCAUUUUGCCAAAGUGGUAUUAACCACGAAGCCGACAUCUCCUUCGACACCCGAUGUCCUAGAACUAUCGACUGGCGCUUUCGUUCUGCCCAAUGCCGUUAUCAAAGACGAAACGCCCCUGCAAAGCUUCAUAGUUCCUGUGGAUGCUGUCGAACGCGCAGCCGGUCUUACUCUUUUCUCUGAUGCUGUCAAAUCUGGUUCGAAGCACAUUUGCCAAACUACAAAAUGCGACGUAAUUGUUCGCAGAUUCGACGACGCACAAAAGAAAGGUCGCAAAGCCAUUGCAGCUCCAAAGUAA